Messenger RNA from Phycomyces blakesleeanus NRRL 1555(-), 996 nucleotides. RefSeq lists its product as hypothetical. Gene Ontology annotation, cellular component: membrane-bounded organelle; cytoplasm. Lineage: Eukaryota; Fungi; Mucoromycota; Mucoromycetes; Mucorales; Phycomycetaceae. Gene Ontology annotation, biological process: N-acylphosphatidylethanolamine metabolic process; N-acylethanolamine metabolic process. The record is from RefSeq and is a predicted model, not a curated record. The transcript has 6 exons. The coding region runs from base 1 to 996 and encodes 331 amino acids. Gene Ontology annotation, molecular function: N-acylphosphatidylethanolamine-specific phospholipase D activity.
AUGACAAAGCUGUAUUCAAAGUCAAAGGAUACCUGGGUGUAUUUGAAUAAGAAUGGGACAGAAGUCAUUAACCCAGAAAAAGCCAAGAAUCCAAUUACUUUUACAUGGCUUGGGCAAUCUACUUGUUUAAUUACAAUCGAAGGCUUGGCAAUUCUUACGGAUCCUGUAUUCACUCGGCGUUCAAUUAACGAGUAUCUUGGUCCUAAACGUCUAAGACCAGUUCCUUGUGUACUUGAAGACAUCCAAGAAAACCUGGAUAUAGUUCUUGUUUCACAUAAUCAUUUCGACCAUUUGGAUAGUAAGGUAGUUGCCAAACUCGGAAACUCAGUAGCUUGGUACGUUCCUCUCGGACUUAAGUAUUGGUUUGUUGAAAGAGGCAUAAAUAAUGUCUUGGAGAUGAACUGGUGGGAGGAAACCAAGAUCAAACUGAGACCGGACAUAACGGUGGCGUGUGUUCCGGCUAUGCAUUGGAGUGGGUUUCGCACACCUUUUGACAAGAAUGAAACACUCUGGUGCAGUUUUGUGAUCAAGGGACAGAAUGAGAAUAUCUUUUUCUGUGGAGACACGGGUUAUUCUUCCGAACUCUUCAAGGCUAUAGGAAGUCGCUAUAGUCCGCUGUCACUUGCAGCGAUGCCUAUUGGUAGCUUUGAACCCGAAUUCUUAAUGAAGCACCUCCACAUGGGUCCAACUGAGGCUGUCAAGGCACACUGUGAUCUUGGCCACCCCAAGGUAUCUGUUGGAAUACACUGGGGAACAUUCAUGAUGUCGGAAGAACACUAUAUGGAUCCUCCUCGUGCUCUUAAUCAAGCAUGGAAAGAUUAUGUGAAAUCUAGACAACGAAUUCAACGAACUCAAAGAAUUCAACCUGAGCUAGACUCUAUUGAUAAUUGCUUGUCAUCAUCUGUAAGAGAGUCUGACUCGGAUAGAAUUUUAGAUAGUCAAUUUAUCACAACUGCUCUUGGAGAAACUUUGUGGAUAAAGUCAGGGUUGGAGUAA